This is a messenger RNA of Cladocopium goreaui, 2319 nucleotides long. Lineage: Eukaryota; Dinophyceae; Suessiales; Symbiodiniaceae. The record is from the annotation of a GenBank genome assembly.
AUGACGAUUGCUGGGGCCCAGGAGUCGCAGGGCCUUCCUGUGGUUCUCUUGGUUGGCGAUGUGGCCAUUGGCCAAAAGUUGCUGAAAGCCCUGGGAGUGCCCAGCUCGACGGAGUCAAAGGACACAGCCUUGGGAGUCAUCAAGAACAAGUACUAUUCGGCUCGCGUGCAGUACCGCUUGGUGGCCACCAGCGCUGCCACGGCGGAAGAGCUCGAAACAGCAGAGGCGCUGGUGCUGCUUUGGGACCGGCAGAAAGAGCAGCUGAAGCAGCUGCAGGCGUUGUUUCCAGCGGAAACUUUGGACGACGGGCCAGACCGUGUGCAGAUCUGCCUGGCUGUCGAUGCUGGCGAGGGAGUUGAAGAUGCAGCACGAGAAUGGUGCAUCGACCAGGGUUUCGAAUAUCUGAGUUGUACCCUUAGCGGCACCGACCUGGAGAUGUUGGAGCAAAGAUGCCAACAACCUGCUGCAAGCCGACGAACAGGCUUGCUCGAUGAGGACUCGGAGAACUCAGUGCUUCGGCUAAUGGAGGCCCUUGAGUGCCACAGUUCCUGGCCGGGCAUGCAGCCCAUCGCUUCGAGCGCAGAGAAGCCGCCAGCGGAGAGCCAGCAACCCAUGGCUGAAGAGGAUGCCAAGAGGAAUGGCUACACCGCCCUAGCAGAUGCAACUGAAGCACCCAAGGGCAAACCAGCAGACAGCAAAGAGCCGGUACAGAUAGAGAAGGUCCAUGAUCGGAUCCAGGAUGAUGACUUUGCAGAAGCCGACGAGUUUGAGAAGUUUGCGCGGGAGAUGAAGGAGAUCCGUGAGAUGCGCGACCACCAAAGUCGCAAGGACCGGGCUUGCGACCUGGCCCUACGCCUUGCGGCCUCACUGGGCGUAGAUUCCGACUCAGAUUGUAACCUCGGCGGUUCCAUCCAGGUGCUACAGAGUCAAGAAGAGCUGGUGAAUUUGGAUCGGCAGAAGAACGGGCUUCGGGAGGCAAUCCCAGCCUACUUCUACUGGGAUCAGCUGUCCACCUUUUGGGACGAGACGUCAGUGUGGUUUUGGCUCGCCGUGGUGGCCGGUGUGCUGGUUCUGCUGUUAGGUCUCUCCAAUGUGCGCGCAGCCCAUUCCCAGGCUCUGAGACGCCGCAUGCGCAUGGGCAAAUGGCCGGUCGCUGAGCCUGCAAGCCUUUGGGAGAUCCAGCGGCUGCUGCAGUCCGACAAUCCUCCCAACGCGGUUGGUGAAGGCUGUGUCUAUCACUUAAGCGGCCAAUUGGCUCCUGCGAACCAGAGCUACAUUGCGCUGGGCGCCUAUUGGAGCGGCGUGGUGGAGUGGACCGAGGACACCGUGCGUGUGAGAUCUGGGACGUUGUGGGGUGAACUGAUUGAGAAGCUGUGGGAGAAGCACCGCGCGCCAGUGGACCGCCCCGCCUACGACGGCAUCACCUUAGGCGCCUCCGUGCGGGUGGCGGCGCACGGCUGGACGCAGGAUGGUUGGUUCAUUGAGUAUGUCGUGGCCCUUCAAGCCGUUGAGCGUGGCUCUGGGAAGGUCGCAGAAGCUCGACGAGGGGACAGCAAUUUCUGGACCUUGGCCUUUGAUGACAAAUGGGUCAUCACAGAGGUGGAGCUGAAGACACAAGCAAACCGACUAGUGAAGAUCGAGAUGAAGUCGCAACCAUUGAGCCCAGCGACCACCAUGUAUGACAUCACCAGCUACAUCGAGGCGGAAGGCCUUCAAAACUGGCGCUCCAGCGCCUUGGCCACGAUGCACAUCGAACCCGGUAAAGUGGAGCGGAAGUAUGUGACCUUUGAUCCAGUUGCAGACGAAGACCAGAUGGACCAGACCUGUUUAGGGUACCGUCUACGAUUUCUUGGCUUUGGCGUGAGUGGCAUUGACAGCUUGUCGGACGUCAUGACAUCCAUUCGCACCUCAUGGAUCCUGGAAGUGAAUGGCUGGAAUCUCUCAGGCAACAUCGACAUCGAACUGCUUGUAGUGGGCAAUUUCGACUGGGAAGAAGUCGCGUUGAUUCUGUCGGAGUUCCACCGCAGCGUGAGUGUUCGUACCGACCUUCGUGAACGGACGCGUGAUGGCAUCACAGUGACGGGCUUCGAUGCGGUCAUUAACCCAAAGGAUCUGCCAGCUUGGUUCGACGUGCUCUACGAGAAGAUCGGUGUGCGGAGUGGUGUCAUCCAUCCAGGGAAGCAUAUCCCAGCCACCGCCGGGAAGAUUCAGCUGGGCAACUAUGGCAAGUUCUGGGAGGAGUUGGUGGAGGGCCGGGUGGAGUACCUCCAUGAUGGCACACGACCCACCUCGCGAAAGGACCCACUACAAUGGUGCUGA